Messenger RNA from Schistocerca serialis cubense, 1725 nucleotides. RefSeq lists its product as uncharacterized. Bases 1 to 1725 code for a protein of 574 amino acids. The record is from RefSeq and is a predicted model, not a curated record. The transcript has 4 exons. Lineage: Eukaryota; Metazoa; Arthropoda; Insecta; Orthoptera; Acrididae.
AUGAAGCAGCAGAAGAGGUUGAAGUGUAUUAUAUACACAUCUGAAGCAGAGUCAAAAAUGUGUUGGAUUGAUUGUUUCCAAGCCCCACCAUCAAUGAAUCAGGUUCUCUCCAAAGUUGAAGAUAUGAGACACCUCAAAAAGGCAGGCAGUAAAAUUGAUGGAAAGUGCCCUGCAGAGAUGAAAGUCCUCUAUAAGGAAAAAAAGUGCCUUGUUAAUUUUGUGUCCACUCAUGCUGGAUAUUAUCUAGACCUAAGUCAUUUGAAUGUGACACCACAAGAGCAUAGUUGCAGACAUUGCUUGCAGGAUUCCAAUUCAGAGAGAGUAUAUCUCGCAACAUUGCAGGACUUGCAUAACACUAGAGCUUCUUAUAAUUUGGCUUCAAAGUCAGUCAGACAUCAACACGAUGCCAUCAGAGUAGAAGCUUGGGUACAAGAAGUUCAGGAAAGUGAUAAUGCGUGUGUAUUAUUUUAUAAGCCUCAAGAAAUAAUCACUAACCAGCAUGCGAAAUUGAGAAGUGAGGAUUUCAUGUUGGUAAUAAUGAACACUGCACAAGAUGAAUUAUUGGCAAAAUAUGGAAAUGAUUAUAUUUGUGUUGAUGGGACUGGUGGUCUAAAUGCCUAUGAUUUUGAACUUACCACAAUACUAGUACUGGCUGAUAAGAGACAAGAAUAUCCAUGCGCUUUCCUCAUUUCUAACAGAGAUGACAGUGAUGUAUUAAAUAUAUUUUUCAACUAUAUAAAGUCUCAGAAUCCUACAGUAUCACUUGGAAUGGAGCAAUUGGGUCUUCUACAAAGAGACUUGAAUGGCACCUGGCAUGUGAAUAGAGCAUGGACGAACAACAUUAACAGUAAAGUUCUACAUAAGGACCAGAGAACUGAGGUGUACAAGCUUGUGAAGACAUUAAUACAGGUAAGAGAUGUUGCUAUAUUUGAAGAAUCACUGCAAAAAGCACUCCAGAAGCUCUAUAGUGAUACAGAUACAUCCAAAUUCAGUUAUUAUUUGAGGACCUACUAUGAAAAAUAUGUUAACUGUUGGGCAUAUUGUCACAUGCAAGCUGGACUCAAUACAAACAUGCACCUGGAGAGUAUGCACAAGGCUUUAAAAUAUGUACAUGCUAAUGCAAAGCAAGUGAAAAGACUGGACAAAGGUAUAUCUGCACUGAUGUCAUUUGUAACCACAAAGCUGUUUGAUGGGCUUACUGUUAUCAUGAGAGGAAAGGUAACUAUUACAAUAAAAUACAUUUGUGCUAGGCACAAGUCUGUUUUAAUGGAUGACUUCAUUACUAAGGUAGACAGUGGUUGGGAAGUACCUUCUUCAAAAUCAAACGAUAUCUUCCUUGUGAAGGACAAUGACAUUCACUGCAAGUGUAAAUUAGUAUGCAGUAAAUGCGAAGUGCACAUUCAUCAGUAUUCUUGCACAUGCAUUGAUUAUAAUAUUAAAUUAAAUGUAUGUAAGUACAUUCAUAUUGUUUGCCAAACAGAAAAGAAGAGCAGAGGUGAGAUUCCAUGGCAAAAUCAUGUACUGUCAGAUGCACUUGUUGUUGAUGCUGAAGAUUUGUCUGCGACUGAUGAGAGGGAAGCAAGUUGGGCACAAGAAAGCACAAAUAGUAGCUGCAACAACCCAGAAGCAUUGUCAGAUGAAAAGAAGAAGACUGUCUCAAUGUUUCCAGAAGUCAUUGCUGGCAUGUCAACUGCUAAAGUUAAGCUAGCCAAAAAUUGGCGAUGA